AUGGGAACCAAAGUCAGCAAGAUCAGUUGCUCCUGCACCAUCAGCUGCCAUCCGCAUGGCGCCGUGCAUCAUCACCGCAAUGAAGUCGGCCCAUGCCCACGGUGUGGCCAUUUGAGCCCGCUCCGCCCGGCAGCCGAAUCUCGCGCCUCAGCUGCGAGCACCAGUACCGAGUAUCUGGCACGCCCGCGAUACUACUCCUCUCCGAGUCUCGACCUGACCUGUCCGGUGCCCCGCCAGCGGACCGCCCGCCGCCGCCGCCGCCCAACACCCGACGAGUACCCGGACAGCGACAACAGCUCUACCCCAACAGUCAGUGUCAACUCCCCGCCGCCAAGCCGCCCCCCAUCUGCCGGCGAGAGCACUGCGGUGCACUACGGCCGCCCCACCGCCAGGGCUGCAAGGCGUUCACCCCGCUCGCUCGACCAGGAUUCUCCUUCUGUCGCUGUCGGGGCCGUCGGCACCGGCCGAGGGUCGAGACUCGACCACAACGGACACGGACACGAAAACAGGAACGGAACCUGGAACGGAUAUGAGAACGACGGAAAUCUGAUGGACCCUGAGACUGGUGAGGAUGGCAGGUGGGCGGGAGACAACGAUGGCGAUCGGGACGCUACCGCCGGAUCGCCCGACUCACAUGACGCGCUUCCGCAGCCGCCAACGCCGUCCAACAUCUCGCGGUCCAGCACGGUCGUCUAG
Messenger RNA from Thermothelomyces thermophilus ATCC 42464, 696 nucleotides. RefSeq lists its product as uncharacterized. The record is from RefSeq and is a predicted model, not a curated record. Bases 1 to 696 code for a protein of 231 amino acids. The transcript has 2 exons. Lineage: Eukaryota; Fungi; Ascomycota; Sordariomycetes; Sordariales; Chaetomiaceae.